CCCGGAACAAUUGGAAUAGCGCGGGGUGGUCUAUGGCAUCUUCAUUUCUCGCGGCAGCAGCGGCGAAGGCCGGACCCAGCUUAAGGCGCCAAGCCCUAACCCUAACGGACGCUGCUGCUUCUAGAAUACGGCACCUCCUUCAGCAGCGUCAGCGCACUUUCCUCCGCCUCGGCGUCAAGGCUCGCGGCUGCAACGGCUUAUCCUAUACCCUUAAUUACGCAGUAGAUGACAAAGGGAAGUUUGACGAGUUGGUUGAGGAUAAGGGUGUAAAGAUUUUGAUCGAUCCAAAGGCUCUCAUGCAUGUCAUUGGUACAAAGAUGGAUUUUGUAGAUGACAAACUCAGGUCUGAGUUCAUAUUUAUCAAUCCAAACUCUAAAGGGCAGUGUGGUUGUGGUGAAUCUUUCAUGACAACAGGCAAUCCUGGAGCUGCUAAGUAGGUUGGUGGUGAAGGAUUAUGGCAAAGUUGUACUUGGUGAGAGCUUCCACUAUCCUGUUCCUUACCCUAUCAAGCCUUGCACUAACAGCUAUGAACAAUUGCUGCAAGAAUAGUAAAAGAAUAAAAGCCUAGGAACACCUGGAAGUUCUAUGAUAUUCUUUGUUAACAUAAUUAUUACAUCUGCACAUAAUCUUUAUAAUGUAAGACAUCUCAGAACUAUUGGCUUGUGGAAAUUACAGAAUGGAAAAUAUUUUUAAUGGCAGUGCUUAUAUGGGCCUUCAUUGUCCCCUUCUCCACAGGAGAUGAAUAAAUUCUAGGAUCAUUGAGUUGUUCAGUGUUU
This is a messenger RNA of Vitis riparia (riverbank grape), 776 nucleotides long. RefSeq names its product iron-sulfur assembly protein IscA-like 1, mitochondrial. The record is from RefSeq and is a predicted model, not a curated record. Gene Ontology annotation, cellular component: cytoplasm; mitochondrion. Gene Ontology annotation, biological process: iron-sulfur cluster assembly. The transcript has 3 exons. Bases 33 to 437 code for a protein of 134 amino acids. Gene Ontology annotation, molecular function: 2 iron, 2 sulfur cluster binding. NCBI's taxonomy places the organism in Eukaryota, Viridiplantae, Streptophyta, Magnoliopsida, Vitales, Vitaceae.